This is a messenger RNA of Hirsutella rhossiliensis, 1704 nucleotides long. Its product is annotated as ferric reductase like transmembrane component domain-containing protein. Gene Ontology annotation, biological process: copper ion import; intracellular iron ion homeostasis; iron ion transport. The record is from RefSeq and is a predicted model, not a curated record. Lineage: Eukaryota; Fungi; Ascomycota; Sordariomycetes; Hypocreales; Ophiocordycipitaceae. Bases 1 to 1704 code for a protein of 567 amino acids. Gene Ontology annotation, cellular component: plasma membrane. The transcript has 3 exons. Gene Ontology annotation, molecular function: ferric-chelate reductase activity.
AUGGGCUGGCCGUACGAUCUCUCUCUGAGCCUCUCCGACGACGACAAGCUCGUGCGCCGCCAGACCAUUGACUUUUACGCCUGCGUCGCCCAUUACUCGGCCAUCGCCCCCGUCCUGGCCUUGUUGCUCCUCCGCCUUGUCCGCCGCGCCGCUGCCAGCGGCCGGGACCCGCGCGAUGGCCAUGGCCGCUACGACGAGGUGCCGCCCUCGCCCCUCGCAAAGGCCCAUCGCCGCCACCCGUCCGGCUCCUUGGCUGCGCGGUGCCGGAGGCUGCAGUGGUGGAUGCACGACGAUGUCAACCUGGGUGGCAUGUACUGGGGCCAACGCCAUGAGUGGAUUCUUGGCUUGGCCUGGGCCUCUUGGCUGCUGGUCUUGUGUGUUCGGGACACAGGCAAAGACUACUUGCAUCUCACCAAGCGCUUUGGCGCCAUAGCCGUCUCCCAGCUGCCCAUCCAGUUCCUCCUGGCCCUCAAGGCCCUGAACCCCUUCGCCCUCGCCUUCCACUCCUCGCACGAAGGCGUCAAUCGCUACCACCGCGUCUUGGGCCGCAUCGUCCACUUCCUGCUCCUCCUCCACAUCCUCUUCUACAACUACUUCUUCUUCGUCGCCGCCAUCUGGCUGAAGCGCUUCUUUGCCCCCGUCGUCUUUUGCGGCGUCGUCGCCUUCAUGGCCUUGAACGCACUUGCCACCACGUCCUUCGCCCGAGUCAGGCAGUUCUCGUAUCGCCUCUUCUUCGUCGUCCACGUGGCUUCCGCCAUUCUGAUCCCAGUACUGAUCUUCUUCCACGCGCCCUCUGCCAGACUCUACCUCGUCGAGGCCUUGGUCGUCCUGUUUCUUGACAUUGGGGUGCGCAAGGCCACGACAGUCACCGCUCCCUCGACCGUGGAAAUCAUCCCCGGCACGAAUCUCGUCAAGGCCGUGCCCGGAGCGCACAUCUAUCUAAACGUCCCGUCUGCCAGCCGCAUAAAUGCCAAAUCGGGCCUCUUCGACUUUCUCUUCAACCCCUUCACCGUAGCAUCUGUCGACGACCAUCACGGCACCAUCACCCUCGUAGCACGCGUUCGAAACGGCCCAAUGACCCUUUUGCUUAGCCAAUUUGCCGCUUUGAGUCCCGUCCCGCCCGCCGAGGCCCGCAGGAUCCCCCUCGCCAUUGAAGGCCCAUACGGUACCAUGGGCAAGCAUUUCCACGACCUGCUCGGCUGGGGCGCCGCGCGCAUCCUGCUCGUCGCGGGCGGCGUCGGCGCCACUUUCGCUCUGCCCGUCUACCGCGCCAUACAACAGGAGCUGCCGUCGACCAAGGUGCAGUUGGUCUGGGCCAUCCGCAGCGCCGGCGACGCGACGUGGGCCGUCUCGAGCGGCGGCAACAACGGCGAGGACAGGAGCAUGCUCGAUGACGACAACGUCCACAUCUUUCUGACGGGCGACGUGGAUGUCACUGAUGGGCCUGAGAGUGUCCCCCCCGGCGCCGGCGCCGUCGAGAUGGACGCCCUGUCCCGCGAGACCGUGCUGGCGGCGGGUCGCAAUCGCCGGCGGCCCGAAUUGAACAAGAUUGUGGACAGCACCUUCCGCCAGGGGCUGGAGGAGCCUGUCGCCGUGCUUGUCUGCGGGCCAGCCGAGAUGGCGAGGGAGGUGAGGCGAUGCGUGCGGCCGUGGGCCAUGCGAGGCAGGAAGGUCUGGUGGCACAGCGAGAGUUUUGGCUGGUGA